This is a messenger RNA of Rhinichthys klamathensis goyatoka, 3329 nucleotides long. Its product is annotated as NACHT, LRR and PYD domains-containing protein 3-like. Bases 14 to 3235 code for a protein of 1073 amino acids. Gene Ontology annotation, molecular function: protein binding. The transcript is spliced from 8 exons. NCBI's taxonomy places the organism in Eukaryota, Metazoa, Chordata, Actinopteri, Cypriniformes, Leuciscidae. The record is from RefSeq and is a predicted model, not a curated record.
AGCAUCUGUAAUAAUGGAUACAGAGGAGAACCCUCCAGCUAAAGAGCGUCGCUGUGAGAGGAGAGAAGAGGGUGCUGCACCAUGUCCCAGCAGCGUGUCUAUAAAGAGCACAAAUUCAAUGAUUCAACCCAUAAAUUUCGGAAGUGGACCUGAGACCUCUGAACACAUUGGGGAAAAUUAUGUUACUGGAGACCUGCAGGAUUCCUACCAAGAAAUGAGUGAUGCCAUGAAGACAGCCAAAACCACUCACAAAACCAGCAUGAAGAACAAGUAUGAGCGCUUAUUUGAGGGAAUCAAUCUACAAGAGAAUCCAACCCUCCUGAACAGGAUCUACACAGAGCUCUACAUUAUAGAGGGAGAUGCUAAAGGGGUGAAUGAAGAACAUGAGAUUUUAAAGAUGGAGAAAACACUUUGGUCACAAUUUUCACAAGAUAUUCCAAUAUACUGCAAUGACAUCUUUAAACCCUUACCUAAACCAGGAUGUAAGGAGAAUGACCAAAUCAAGACUGUUCUUACUAAAGGCAACGCUGGAAUUGGAAAAACCGUCUCAGUGCAGAAGUUCAUUCUGGACUGGGCCGAGGGAAAAGCUAAUCAGGAUGUAGAUUUCAUGUUUGUGCUUCAAUUUCGAGCGCUGAACUUGAUUACAGAUCAUCAGUACAGUCUUCACAGUCUUCUGCUGGACUUUCAUCCUGAACUUAAAGAACUGGACCCAAAGAUUUAUGAUGAAUGUAAAGUUGUGUUCAUCUUUGAUGGUCUGGAUGAAAGCAGAAUUACACUGUUUUCUGAUGAUAAGAAAGUUUCUGAUGUCAAUGAGACUUCAUCAGUGGGUGUGUUGAUUUCAAACCUCAUAAAAGGAGAUCUGCUUCCCUCUGCUCACAUCUGGAUCACCUCCAGACCAGCAGCAGCCAAUCAGAUCCCCUCCAAAUACAUCAGCCAUGUGACAGAAAUUCAGGGAUUCAAUGACCCUCAGAAGGAGGAAUAUUUCAGGAAGAGAAUCACUGAUGAGCAUCAAGCCAGCAUUAUCAUCUCUCACAUUAAAAAAUCAAGAAGCCUCCACAUCAUGUGCCACAUACCCGUCUUCUGCUGGAUCACAUCCACUGUGCUUCAAAACAUCCUGAAACAACAUGCCAAUGCAGAAAUCCCUCAAACUAUGACUGAAAUGUACAUCCACUUCCUGCUGAUUCAGAUCAACAUGAGAGAACAGAAGUAUGAAGAGAGAGAUCCAGAGAAACUCCUGCAGUCCAACAGAGACAUGAUUUUGAAACUUGCUGAACUGGCUUACAAACAGCUGAUGAAGGGCAAUGUGAUGUUCUAUGAGAAGGACCUGAUUGAGAGCGGCAUAGACGUCACUGAUGCCUCAGUGUAUUCUGGGAUUUGCACUGAGAUCUUUAAGGAGGAACCUGUGAUUCAUCAGAAGAAAGUCUACUGCUUCAUACAUCUGAGCUUCCAGGAGUUUCUGGCAGCUUUCUAUGAGUUUCACUCCCAGAAAAGGUCUUUGGGCAUGCGGCUCAAAAAAGUAAUUGAUGAAUCAUUGAAGAAUGGACUCUUGGAUCUUUUCCUGCGAUUCUUGCUGGGCAUCUCACUGGAGUCCAAUCAGAGACUCUUAAAGGAUCUACUGAUAGACACAGAGAACACCUCAGAUAUCAUCGAUAGUGUCUUAAUGUGUAUUAAACAUAAAAUUAAAGGCAAUGAACAACUCUCAGCUGAUAAAUCCAUCAAUCUGUUCCUCUGUCUGCUGGAAGUGAAUGAUCAGACUCUCUACACUGAGAUACAGAAGUUUGUGAGAUCAGGCAUGGACUCACAGGAACUCUCACCUGCUCACUGCUCAGCAAUAGCCUACAUGAUUGAGAUGUCAGAUGAGCCGCUGGAUGAACUGAACUCCAAGAAAUUAAAGGCAUCAGAUGAAGGCAAAAGAAGACUGAUACCAGCUGUGAGGAACUGCAGAAAAGCCCUAUUCUCAGGUUGUAAUCUCACUUAUCAGUGCUGUGAAAGUGUGGCUACAGCUCUACAAUUCAAUUCUUCAUUGAGAGAGCUGGACCUGAGUAACAAUAACUUGGAAGAUCGCGGAGGGAAGCUGCUGUUUGAUGCACUAAAGAGUCCAAACUGUCAACUAGAAAAACUGAGAUUGUCAGGUUGUAAUCUCACUGAUCAGUGCUGUGAAAGUGUGGCUACAGCUCUACAAUUAAAUUCUUCAUUGAGAGAGCUGGACCUGAGUAACAAUCACUUGGAAGAUCGCGGAGGGAAGCUGCUGUUUGAUGCACUGAAGAGUCCAAACUGUCAACUAGAAAAACUGAGUUUUUUUUUAUUGUCCAUCGGUAAGUUCACUGAUCAGUGUUGUGAAAGUGUGGCUUCAGCUCUACAGUCGUCAAACUCCUGCAUAAAGGAACUGGACCUGAGUAACAAUAACUUGAAAGAUUCAGGAGUGAAGCUGCUCUCUGAUGCACUGAAGAUUCCAAACUGUAAACUGGAGAAACUGAGAUUAUCUGGCUGUAUGGUGACAAAAGAAGGAUGCUCUCAUCUAGCUUCAGCUCUGAGUUUAAACUUCUCACACUUGAGAGAGCUGGAUCUGAGCUACAAUCACCCUGGAGAUUCAGUGCUCACUGCACUGAUGGAGGAUCCAAACUGCAAACUGGAAAAACUCUGUCUGGAUCAUGGGGGAGAGACCAUGAUUAAAGGAGGACUACAAAAAUAUUUCUUUGAUCUCAGACUGGAUCCAAACACGGUAAACAAUGGUCUCUCCGUUGUAGAGGGCAACAAAAAGUUGGUAUGUAAUCCAGAAACGAUGUCACAUCCUGAUCAUCCAGAGAGAUUUGACGGCCUUCCGCAGGUUCUGUGUAAAGAGCGUCUGACUGGACGCUGUUACUGGGAGGCUGAAUGGAGUGGUUUGGGUGAUAUGGUAGUGUCAUAUAAAGGAAUCAACAGGAAAGGAGAAAGUCCUGACUGUAGGUUCGGAGCCAAUGACAAAUCCUGGAUUCUGAGCUGCUUUGGGGAGAAACUGAUCGCCUGGCAUGAUAAUAUGGGAACACGCAUACCUCCUCCAUCACCUCCCUUAAACAGAGUAGGAGUGUAUGUGGACGAGCCGGCCGGCAUUCUGUCCUUCUACAGCAUCUCUGACACACACGCACUCAGACACUUACACACAUUCAACACCACAUUCACUGAACCCCUCUAUGCAGGAUUUGUGCUUUAUACUAAUUCAAUGUCUCUGUGUGAUGUUGAACAAGAGGAUGAAUAAUUUCUGUUAAAAAUGUAGUUUUAAAAGUGUAGUAAAAAAGUGUCAGUUUAAAAAAAUAUAGCUCACGUACCCUUUUCAAAACACUUCACAAAAA